Molecule: messenger RNA, 2521 nt
Organism: Magnolia sinica
Lineage: Eukaryota; Viridiplantae; Streptophyta; Magnoliopsida; Magnoliales; Magnoliaceae
Product: putative wall-associated receptor kinase-like 16
Exons: 3
Coding region: 51-2288 (745 amino acids)
Biological process (GO): protein phosphorylation; cell surface receptor signaling pathway
Cellular component (GO): plasma membrane
Molecular function (GO): ATP binding; calcium ion binding; protein serine/threonine kinase activity
Source: RefSeq, a predicted model, not a curated record
AGAGAGAGAGAGAGAGAGAGAGAGAGAGAGAGAGAGAGAGAGAGAGAGAGAUGAUAUUGCAUGUGUUGCUGCAUGCCUUAUGGCUAACAGCAACAGCAACAUCUCAGGUGCCGCCGGGCUGCCAAGACCGUUGCGGGAACGUUAGCAUCACGUAUCCGUUCGGUAUCGGAAGUUCCGACUGUUACAAAGAUGAUGAAUUCGAGGUGAAAUGUAAGGACUCUUUAAGACGUCCGAAACCAUUCCUACCCGCAAUCGAUGAUGAUGCUGAAGUGCUAGAGAUAUCACUGUCAGGCUUAGUACACAUUAAUCGUCAUAUUGCUUCAGUUUGUUACUCUUCCGACCCAGAUAAAUCAGGCAUUCAGGUCCCUAAUUCCACCACUCUGAUCGAGUUAGAUGAAGACGGUCCAUACACCUUCUCCAGCACUCAUAACAAACUCACAGCAAUAGGUUGCGGUGCGACGGCUUACAUCACGGGUUCACAGGGCGAGACCUACACUAGCGGGUGUAUGUCGUUUUGCGGUUCCAACAUGAGCUCGACGAAUGGGUCAUGCUCCGGCAUCGGUUGCUGCCAGACGAUUAUUCCAAAGGGGCACAAGAGUUUCAUGAUCGCGGCGUCUAACCUCAAUGCAAGCACCUGGGUUUCUGAUACAUGUAGUCAUGCGUUUUUGGUUGAUCAUGAACGGUUCAAUUUCAGCGUGUCGGAUCUUUUAGGCCGCAAUUUCUUGAACAGAAAUAGGCACGUCCCAGUGGCGUUGGAUUGGGCGAUUGGGGAUGAGACAUGUGAAGAAGCUCAAAGCAAGUCAUCGAUUGUUUGCGGCGAUAAUAGCCGCUGUUACGAUUCACCGAGUGGCGUUGGAUAUACUUGCAAAUGCUAUGACGGUUUCGAGGGAAAUCCUUACCUUCCUAGCGGAUGCCAAGAUAUUGAUGAAUGUGCGGACCCCACGAAGAAUCCUUGCAUAUCAGAAUUAGCCUGCAAAAACUCGGCGGGGAGUUAUUGUUGUGAAUGCCCAUUAGGCCUAACAGGCGACGGUAGAAAAGAUGGCAUUGGCUGCAUUUCUCCUUCCAUGGUUUCAUCCGGUGCAGAUUUUCCAGUAAUCAAGGUUACACUAGGUUGUGGAUCAGGACUCUUACUUCUACUUCUUGGAACUUCUUGGUUGUACUGGGGACUUAGGAAGCGAAAGAUCAUCAAACUCAGAGAGAAAUUCUUUCAACAAAAUGGAGGUUACCUACUACAACAGCAGCUCUCUUCGCGUGAAGGCACGGUCGAGGCAGCUAAGAUUUUCACUGCAGAAGAGCUCAAAAGAGCGACGAACAACUACAAUGAAAAUCGAAUCCUCGGAAAGGGAGGCUACGGCACCGUCUACAAAGGAAUUUUGGCUGACAAUAGGAUCGUCGCCAUUAAAAAGUCUAAGCUAGUAGAUGAUAGCCAAAUUGAGCAGUUCAUAAAUGAGGUCGUUAUUCUUUCGCAAAUCAACCAUAAGAAUGUUGUGAAGCUCUUGGGGUGUUGUUUGGAGACUGAGGUCCCAAUGCUGGUCUAUGAAUUCGUCACCAAUGGGACCCUCUUCGAUCGUAUCCAUGGCGAAGCGGGCCCCACAUCCUUCUUCUCAUGGGAUAACCGGUUGAGGAUCGCCGCGGAAACGGCUGGGGCACUUGCCUAUCUCCACUCCGCGGCAUCUGUGCCGAUCAUCCAUCGAGACAUCAAGUCCGCAAACAUACUUUUGGAUGAUAAUUACAAUGCUAAAGUGGCUGAUUUUGGAGCUUCAAGGUUGGUUCCUUUGGAUCAUACUCAACUAACUACAUUGGUACAAGGGACCUUAGGGUACUUGGACCCGGAAUACUUCCAUACGAGUCAGCUAUCUGAGAAGAGCGAUGUUUAUAGCUUUGGAGUGGUUCUGGUGGAGCUCUUAACAGGGAAAAUGCCAUUAUGUUUGGAGAGAUCCGAAAGGGAGAGGAACCUAGCAAUGUAUUUUGUUUCUUACAUGAAAGAGAAUAGGCUAGUCGAGGUUUUAGAGGAUCGAGUUGUGAGUGAAGGAAGGAUCGAACAGGUAGAGGCAGUUGCCCAGCUUGCCAAGAGAUGCUUGAAACUAAGGGGGGAAGAUAGGCCCUUGAUGAAAGAAGUGGCCAUGGAGCUCGAAGGGUUGAGAUUGCUUGAGAAUCAUCCGUGGGUUCAAGACGAGCACGAAGAGAGCGAGCGCUUGCUAGGUGAAGUUCCAGGCUUUGACACGGGGGAUUCUAAUGCAUUCGACAGUUUAAGAAACCACAUGAUGAUGCCAUUAGAUACAAGAUGAUGACGAUUUAGCAAAGCAGAUACACUAUCAAGAAGUGGAUUUUGUAAGAAAAUCAAUCAGAUAAGAUUCUUAUGCAUGGUUUAUAUAUGUGAACUUCCUAAAAUUUAGCUGAUCUCAUAGAAGGUUAGUUUUGUAUAUGAAGAAAAACAGAUCUAAAAAUUGUAGCAUCUCCUACUAAGAAUUGUUAUAUAUGAUCUUUUUUCAUUGAUCUUUAUCAUGUGGUUAUGAUUUAA